Messenger RNA from Cryptotermes secundus, 7737 nucleotides. RefSeq names its product Ca(2+)/calmodulin-responsive adenylate cyclase. Gene Ontology annotation, biological process: intracellular signal transduction; receptor guanylyl cyclase signaling pathway; cGMP biosynthetic process. The record is from RefSeq and is a predicted model, not a curated record. Bases 147 to 2072 code for a protein of 641 amino acids. The transcript is spliced from 15 exons. NCBI's taxonomy places the organism in Eukaryota, Metazoa, Arthropoda, Insecta, Blattodea, Kalotermitidae. Gene Ontology annotation, molecular function: peptide receptor activity; guanylate cyclase activity.
UGACAGAGUUCUGCGACCGCUUGAGACAGCGCAUGCAGUGAUACGCGGCUAGAAGUUCGAGUCACUUUGCUUCAGAGGGUGGAGGCUACUAGAGGUACACCAUUCAGCCAGUCGCUUCUCAGAUCUACUCUCCGAACACAGGGGUUAUGUUUCCCUUAACCAACGCGGAGCCAGAACCUAAGACUCCCAGCUGCCAGCCGACAGCGGCAGACUGCACAACGGAAGCAUCCACUGCAGGCGUGCUCAAAGUUGGCUGUCUCCGCGUGGAUCCGAGUUCGAAGACCGGAAAGAGGAUCUACCUUUUGCAGAUGAUUAUAUUUCCGUUCAUCCCAAUCGCCGCGCUAAUAGUACAAAACCUCUGUACCAUGGUGAGCGUCGCCCUCGCAACUAGGGACGCCACGGCCAUAAACGAACAGAUCGAGCUAGCAGAUGAGGUUGUCGAAUUACUUACCACCCUGCAACUCGAGAGAGGACAGGUUGCGUAUUAUAUCUUCACGGAUGGAAACAGGACCAAUUUGAAUUCAGUCUUCAACCAAACCAACGAAAAGCUAACCACAAUAUCCUGGCAAAACUGGAAAUACAUUUUCAAAGAUGAUCAAGAGUUUCAGCGGCAUUUGGACCAAUUCAGCGCUAAGCGAGAAGGUGUUUUGGAAUUGGCGCAGAACAUUUCCCGUUCCGAUGAAUCUGCAAUUCAGGAAAUGAACUGGUAUAAUGUAGCAAACAAAUACAUUCUGGAUAAACUGUCAGAAAUAAUUCGAGAAACGUCAGUGAGCGGAGUGUGGAGGUUGCUAAUAGCAUACAAGAAUAUAAUAUGUGCUGUGGAGAACUUCAGUAUUGCAACUGUAUAUGGUCUCUACUAUUUUGGAAGAGGGAAUCUUGGAACUGAAAGUUUUUCCAUGUUUGUGCGCUACGAUUCUCUUGCCCAGAAUUACUUCACGGCCACUCAGCACUUCUCGCUCGUCAUAUAUGAAGAAUACCAACGCUUUCAACUCACCUUCCCACCGUUUGAAAACAUGACAUUAAGACAACUGGAAAUAUAUACCAAUCGGCCAAGAAGCCCUGACUUUCAUAUUGCUGAUGAAUAUUAUUCAACAAUGUCACUCUUUCUUGUGGAACUGAAAAGAUAUCAACAGAAGAUUCACUACUUGAUAAGAGAGAAGAUGUACCAGAAUAUUAAUGAUGCAAGAUAUCAGCAAUGUGUUGCCAUAAUAAUUUUGGUGAUGGUACUAUCUAUCUCUCCACUCAUCAUAAUCUUAGUGAUAAAUGCCACCAAGACUAUCCAGACAUUUGCAGGGACACUGAUUACUCGCAGCUUAGAGCUAAAACAUGAGAAGAGGAAGAGUGACCAACUCCUGUUCCAGAUGUUACCACCACCAGUUGUCAGGCAACUCAAGCAGCACGGGCAGGUUCCAGCUGAGAGUUUCGAAUCUGUGACCAUUUACUUCAGUGACAUUGUUGGUUUCACUCAACUGUCAGCUGUAAGCUCACCCAUGCAGAUUGUUACUAUGCUUAACACUCUGUAUCGUCUAUUUGAUUUUAUUAUCCAGAAAUAUGAUGUAUACAAAGUAGAAACUAUUGGGGAUGCAUACAUGGUUGUAUCAGGCCUUCCACAAAGAAAUGACAACCGUCACUCUGGCGAAAUUGCCACAAUGUCCCUCGAUCUCCUCCAUGGUGUUCAUCAUUUUGUGAUUCCUCACCAACCUGCUGAGAAGCUGCAGAUUCGUAUAGGUAUAAACACAGGACCCUGUGUUGCUGGUGUUGUUGGUACAACAAUGCCACGUUACUGUCUCUUUGGUGAUACAAUAAACACUGCAUCUCGCAUGGAGUCAACUGGAGAAGCCAUGCACAUCCAUAUAUCACAGAAGACAAAAGAUAGUUUGGACCUUGUGGGUGGUUAUCAUAUGCAAUGCAGAGGGCCAAUGGAAGUGAAGGGAAAGGGUGUAAUGAAAACCUACUGGCUUCUUGGCAAGGAAGGCAGUUUCUUGUCUUCAUGUGAAGAAGACUUUCUCCAUAUACAGAAGACACAAGAUUUCCUACAGAUAAUUAGUGGAACCCAGACGAAAGGAAUAUAAUUUAGCAUAAUUUAAUUAUACAAAUAAGGUACAACGUUUCAAACCCAGUCCAAGGAGCAUACAGAGUUGAGGUCCCAAGCGAGAUGAAACCACAUCAAGGCUGCUGAACACACAGAUAAAGUAAUUAUUGAGUACCAGCAGAAGGUAAAGGGAAAGGAGUUGAAAGCAAAAUGCAAGGGAAAGAGGGAAGCAAACAUGAAGUGGUACACCUAAUUGAAUACUUCCUCUCUUCUCUUGCUCCCAGGUAAAUAUAGAGUACUAUCAUUUGGUACUGUGUGAUUACUCAGAAUGAAUGGUCUUGGUGGAGAGAAGUAUCGUUUCGAAUCUGAUUUCUGUUUGUUUUGGCUUUCUCCCUUUACAGUUUAAUUUUACAGUUUGUUUUAAACAGCCAUAAUUGGUUGAGUUUUGGACUUGGAUCAGUUGGAAAUGGAAUACUCAGAGAAUUUAAUUUGUAUUGAAACCACUGGAUCUCAUCUUUGUUAGAAGGAAAGAGAAGAAACAAAACCAGUCAAGGCAGUGAUGUUGCAUGGGAUUCAAUGGACUUGGGAGAGUGUAAUUGUACUGUAUUUAUUAGCAUUCAUUGAUCCAUUCAGGUACAUGACCAUUGGAUAAUUAACUGUCAGCAGAUUACAUUGAUAUUUACAUAAGAUUGUCUUAACAUAGAAUAAAUAACAAUUAAUAUAUAUAUAUACGAAAUAUAAUAUAAAAUAUAAUAUAAAGUUAUAAUUACUGGGAUAACUCAAGGUCACAUUUAUUAUUCCUAUCAAGAUACUCUUCGACUGAAUGAAAAGAAUUUUCUAUAAGAAUCUUUCUCAAUUUAUGCUUCCAUUUAUUAAUAUCAUGUGCAAUUUGCUUGAUAUUGGGGGGUAGAGAGUUAAAUAAGGUAAUACCAGAAUGAUAUACUCCUCUUUGAACUUUAGUUAGACUUACUAAAGGAACAUGAAAGUCCAAUUUUUGGCAGGGAUUUAUUUUAUGCAAGUCGGUAUUUAUUGUGAAAAAAUCCAUAUACUUUACAACAAACAUAAGAGUUGAAAAGAUAUAUUUGGCGUAAAGAGUUAAAAUUCCAAGUUUACUAAACAUUUCCCUACAGGAAUCUCUUGCUUUGGCUUUCAUGGUAAUUCUUACAAUUCGUUUCUGGGUUACAAAAAUAGGUCUAUUAUGUGGUGAAUUACCCCAAAACAUGAUACCAUAAUUUAACAUUGAAUGAACAUACGAGAAGUAGAUCUGUUUCAGGAUUUUCAAUUCUAAUACAGGUCUGAGGGAACAAACCAUGCAGCCUAAUGAAUUUAACUUUGAAUUUAUAUAAUCAAUAUGUUCUUUCCAUGUUAAUGAAGAUUCUAUUAUAAUACCUAAAAAUUUAAUGGAGUUAGUAGUUAAUUUUAUAAGUAUUGAAUUAAGUGGUAUCCAAAGACCGAUGACUAAUAUUUGGAAGGAACUGCAUAAAUUUAGUCUUAUUACAAUUUAAUAGCAUUCUAUUUGAGUUAAACCAUUUUUGUGUAAUCUCCAGAAGUACUUUAACAUCUUGGUCCAUCUUCACUGAAUCAGAAUUUGAUAUUAUAAAGGCAGUUUCAUCUGCAAAGAGUAUUGGUAAGGCUUUGCAUUUUACUAAUUUAGGUAGAUCAUCUAUGUAAAAUAAAAACAAUAAGGGUGCAGGAAUCGACCCUUGGGGCACUCCAUUUUUAACUUAUUCCCAGGCUGAAACAUAAUUUGAAGCACACAACGACUUAAUUAUUACUCUUUGAUACCUAUUACUUAAGUAAGAUUUAAUUAAUUCACCAAAUCUACCUACUGUGCCAUAAUACUCUAAUUUAGUUAUUAGGAUCUCAUGAUUUACAGUAUCAAAAGAUUUAGUUAGGUCACAGAAAAUUCCACUAACUGAUGAUUUAUUAUUAAUUUCUGAUAAAAUUUGAUUUGUUGGUUUAAUUAUAGACAAUUCCGUUGAACUGAAAUAUAUGAUUUACUCUUAAAUGAAUAAAUUAAUUAUUUGUCCCCUUGAGAUGCUACUUGUUAAACCAUUUAUUUUAUAAAGUUAUAGACACAGUGGUUCUUCCAAAAGAAAUAAAUAAACAGACAAUAAUGGUAAUAUAUCAACUAAAAAACAGGUAACAAAAUUUGUCUGAGAGAAAUUUCCCACUUUCUGCAGCUAAUUUAUAGUGCAGGGUGCUGAAAACUUUAUAGUUAAGAGAAUAAAACUUCAGUUCCUUCCAUACAGACAUUGAAAACUACCUGAAAUGCAAACUGAGUUGUAUGCAGAAUCACUUUUGAGAAAAUGAAUAAUUUGGUAGGGCAUCAGAUGAGCAUUCAUUUUGAGACUGUCUCAGAUCUUCAAGACAUGAUAUAUAAUCUCAGCAUCAGAAUUGACUUGUACGAGUAUUUUACACAUAGCAUUCCAUACACUGCUAUGUUCAGUAGUUAAUAUGUGUAAUACAAACUUGAUAUAUGUUAAUAGGAAACAAAAUACUGUUAUUUAAUCACAACUAGCUAUAAAACUGCCAAAAUUUGUUUCUUGGGGAGAAGGGGUAAUACACAUAAUGUUGUGUUAUUUUAAUUCUAUUCAAAUAUUCUGUGAAGAUUUUAUCAGUAUCCUAUUUACUGUCUAUAUAUCAAAUUUGUAAAUGUAUAGGCAGAGGUUAGAUAUUGAUACAGUUAAUACUUGUUGCAAAAAUAAAAAUAUUUUUAAGGGAAACAAUGCUGUUCCCUUAAAAAGAACUCACAUGCUAAUUUGUAAAUCAUGUUCAUUAAAUAAUUCUUUUUGUACAACAAACACCCACACACUAACAUUCAGAAUUUGCCAGAUUUCUAGCUCCUACUCUGCUUCCAGCCCAGAAGUUCUUACAAAUAUUAUAUAUCAUAUGUCUUCGGACUAUCAUCUGUCAGCAAAAGAAAAUCUUAAGUACAUAUUAACGUAUAUUUAGCUGCAGACACAUGAGAAAAGAAUUCAAGCAACAUGAAUCACAUUAUCAUCCAUCAGAAAUGUCCAUCAAUGUGUUAUAAUUAAAAAUAGAAAUCAUUAAUUGAGAAACAGAAUACCUGUCAGAAAUGUGUGCAGGAAAACAUAAAAGGAAGCCUGGUGUUUAUUUAUAUUGUCUUUGUUAAAUGUAGUAUAAGGCUUUUACUUCAACUGUGACUAUAAGAGAUAGUACCCUCUGUGUUCAUCAUGUGAUAUAUUGUAGGAAAACUUUCUUCAGUAUUACAAAAAUAACCUCAUAGUAUCAAAAUAAGUCUGCAAAAUGAAUACUGUAAUUGACUUUUUUUUUUUUUGUGAUUUGGCCACAGGCUACUUGUUAUCAAGAUGACCAGACCAGAAACUUGUAAACUAUAAAAUAAAAAAAAUGACUGUAGAAAUAUGGUGCUUCUUUUUACUGUUUUGCAUAUAUGUACUGGGUAGGUUCUAAGAGAGACUACAAUAAAUUUCUGGUUCAGUAAUAUACAUACUAUUUACACUGACAAUUUGUUCUGCUGAGCGUUAUUUAAUCUAAUGUAAAUUUAAUGCUGAUUAUAUGAAAAUGUGCUAUAAUGAAUGGAUUAUGAAUGUUUCACUACAUGUUUAUGAUUUACUUAACAAUACUGUAAGUAGUCUCCAUCUAGUGCUGAUGUAAAGAAUGGUAGCACUAAACCUCUCCUCCCCAUAUGCCUUCAUGGGACAGUGCUUAACUAAUUAAGCACAGGAAAAAUUUUACCUUUGUAAGUAGUACAGACUAUGUAGCAUCAAAUGGUAAGAUGAUUACUGAAUAAUAAAUGGUAAAGAAUGUUGAAGGAAAUGGCUGUAGCUAAUUUUAGGUACUAUUCUGGCACUUUUCCGGGACGGACUGAAGAAAAACAUUAAACUCUUAAAUCACUGUCAGUCUUCAGACCAAGAUUUGAAGUUGGUACCUCCUGAAUACAAAGCAGGAGAGCUACCCAUUUGACCACAGUGUUUGAUAUCAAAUUUAUAACAAUUACACUAAGAAUAUAAUUCAUUUCUUUCAUCACACCCUGUCCUAGUGUUUAUUUUCAUUACUGUAUGUUGUGUAAAACCAAACUCAGUACAUAUUGCAUAUGAAAAUAUUGUAACGCUUAUCUUUUUUGAAAUAGUUAUAUCUCAUUGUCAGUAACAACAUAAAAUCUUGAAGUCAGCUUGAUUAUGUCCACUAUUAUUUCACUGUAUACCAUUGCACUGCCCUCUUAUUGCAUCUUGCACAGAACUCACUUGUGAUUCUCCACACACACUAUUCCCCAUUUCCUCUGACACAUGUCCAUGCCAGCCAUCCACACUCACUAACACUGAACUGCAGACUCUAACAUCCCUUGCCUUGAUAUCGGGAGUUCAAUGCAUGUUACACUUCAAGAACCGUUGGGUCGUAACAUUAAAGGGAUGAUUCUCCACUCUUAGAGAGGGACUGAGAGUUUCAAAGUUUUGAGAGUCAGAUGUGUGGACUGGCCAAGUUAUGCCGCCCCUUCCUACUCCUCUUUCAGUCCCACAACAAUAUGAAGAACUGAUUAUAACUUACAGAGAUCUUUUCUGUGUGAGCCAACAUCAGUAAUAUUGGCACAUGUAUGGGGGUGCACAUGACAGAAAUAAAGGGCUCUAGAUGGAUGACUGCAUUUAUUAGCACUUUGGUUACAGUCUCUCUUAAUUACAAUUAAUAUAGCACUAUCGCUGAUUUACACAAUUUACAGUUCACCGUUGCAUAUACAUUAGGAUUCUCAUUUUCCACUAGUCAUCUCCUAGCAAUGGAUCUCAACACAGAAAUUAGCACUUCAAAUCACUAUGAAGUUUUCUUGCUGUUUCUUCUUCAAUCCUUCUGCCCUGCUCUGCCCUCCUAUAUCCUAAUCUGUACUAAAUUGCUCCUAGCUUCUACUUUGCUCCUCUAGCUUAUGACUGCCCACAAACCUUUGUUUUCUCCUAUAAACCUUUGAUGAGGACUUACAGAAAACGCGUCACGUGGUCUCUAUCCAUUUUUGUGUGACAUCACUGACUACAAGGAAGUGUAUUUACAUUGUAUAAUACUGAUGUAAAUUGUGAUCUAGCAGCAAGUGAUGUUAUUAGUAGAAAAGAGGAUGCAGUUUCACAUUAGUUCAUGCCAUUCUCAUGAUUAUGCUCAAUGUUCUAGUGCAGAUAGUAUUUCAAAAGGAAGAAAUAGAUUAGUGCAUAUACUAAUUUCUAGAAAUGCUGAUGCCCAUUACAUUUCUGUUAUUUCCUCUAUUUUCUACGAUAAGUUAUGUUGUGUACAUGACCAAAUCUGUUAAGUCAUUUUUAGGUCUAAAGAAGUUGAUAUUAAGUUUCCUCAGUUAAUGAAAGGAAGUAUCAGCCAGAUUAACAAGAAGGAAGAAAUCUGAAUGAAAAAUAUUAAAUACCAAAUAUGAAUAAAAUCCAGCUAAUUGUUCAGGUGCUAGCAAGGUACACACAAAUACUUACAGAUAGGAUUAAAAAAAAACUUUCUCAUAUUUAGGAGUAAGGAAAUGCAUAAAUUCAUGAAAUUCUUAUAAUUUCUUCACCAUUAUGUAUAAUGCUUUGUUAGGGGCACAUAGUAGCAUAGUUGAUUGAGGCACUAUGCUACAAGUCGAAAGGUCACGGGUUCGACUCUCAAUGAGAUGGAUUCUUUCAACCUAACCUUUCCAGCCACAUUAUGGGCCUGGGGUUGACUCAGCCUCUAAUAGAAAUGAGUACCAGGAAUCUUCCAGG